AUGGCUGGGCCGGGGCCCCGCUCCGCGGGGAAGCCGCUGCUGGUGAAAAUAGUGAUGGCCGGGGAGUCCUGCGUGGGGAAAACCUCCAUCGUGAGGAGGUACACGGAGCCCGGGCCGCCCCGCGCCGCCUCCUACAUCGCCACCGUCGGCAUUGAUUUUAAAGUAAAAACAAUAACAUUUAAUGAUACAACAGUGAAACUUCAAAUAUGGGAUACUGCUGGUCAGGAACAAUUCCAUACAAUUAGUACUAGUUAUUUUCGUGGAGCACGUGGCUUUGUUCUGGUCUAUGACAUAACAAACUCAGACAGUUUUCGAGGUAUAACAAGCUGGAUGAAAGAUAUACACGAGAAAGCAGAUGACGAGGUGGAUAUAGUAUUGUUGGGUAACAAGUGUGAUAAGGAGACAGAACGUGUAAUUCCAAAGGAUAGAGGAGAAAAGCUUGCAUGGGAAUAUGGUAUACCUUUUUUUGAAACCAGUGCUACAAAUAACAUAAAUAUUGAAGAUGCCUUUUCAGUAUUGGUCAAGGAAAUAUUGGACAAGAAUUCCUGCGUAUUGUGUGACUUAGAUGUGGUGGAUCUAAAUGAAAGUAAGAAAAAGAGAACUUGCUGUCAGUUAUGA
Molecule: messenger RNA, 618 nt
Organism: Emys orbicularis (European pond turtle)
Lineage: Eukaryota; Metazoa; Chordata; Testudines; Emydidae
Product: ras-related protein Rab-10-like
Exons: 6
Coding region: 1-618 (205 amino acids)
Biological process (GO): cellular response to insulin stimulus
Cellular component (GO): insulin-responsive compartment; Golgi apparatus; recycling endosome
Molecular function (GO): GTP binding; GTPase activity; myosin V binding
Source: RefSeq, a predicted model, not a curated record